GUGGUUGUGACCUGUCAAGUCAAUGUGUACUCUGCUGCUGGUGUCUCAGGCGGGCUGUGGACUGUGAAUACCCCCAGCAGUUCAAGACACCAUUACCAAAGGAGCAGUCUGUGAGAUGCCAGCCCUCUGGACUGUGUCGCCUCCGUAGAGACAACAAGUCUCUCUCUCUAUGCUUGGAAAAGUGCAAAACCUCUGAACACUACAAACCUAUUGGAGAACGUCAGCUCCCUUUGUACCUGAAAAAUCUUUUUACACAUUUCCCAAAAGCCAGCAUGCCUGCUGAACACUGCGAGGUGUCUGAACUAAUUGAAGCCAUGGAAUCAAGCGAGCCUUCUGCACAAUCUGCUGAACCCUGCAUCAUUUCGGACAAAAUAAACAACUCUUUGGACUAUACUGAACACCAGAAGGUCAAUGGACAAAUGGAUCCCGCUGUGCAGAUUGUCGAUCAUUACAGCAUGAAUGGAGAACAUGCAGAAGAGAGCAAACCUUUUGUCCAUUAUAAUGGACAUUCUGGGGCGGUUGAGCAAUGCAUCAACAAGCCUUGUGAGGACUAUCCUGUUCUCCACAAGCACACUAAUCAGUAUAAGUCUUCUGAGUUAAGCAAAUCAUUUGAAGAAUGUUCUCAACAUUGUGAGUGCUUUGACUUCAGUAAGUCUUCUGAGCACUAUGCUAAUGACUGUCUAGCUUCUGUAUUUAGCCAACACUGUGAACAUUUCACAGAAUGCUUCCAGUCAUCUGAACAAUGCAAGUCUUCUGAUCAACACUGUAAGUCCUUUGAGUCAAGCGAACCUGCUGAAAACUCUGAAUUUGUAGAGCAAUGUAAGAUAUCUGACUUCAUACCUGACAUCUCUGAAUCCAAUGAAUCAAAAAUAUCAUUUGAGCACUAUACUGGAAUUUGUGAGUAUUCAGAAAAAUACAAUCAUAUUGAUGACCCAACAGAAUAUAAUGAGACUACAAAGCCAAUUGAUGAGGAUUUAAAGCCCUCUGAGCCAACAUUUCAACAAAUUGAAAUCUGUGGGCUUUUUGACUCUGAGUUUUGCAUAAUAUUAGAACCUAUACAUUCUUCAGAUAUGAACAUGCCUUCUCAACACUAUGCUGAACAAGAUUCUCCCAAUGAAAGUAGACAUGUCUCUGAAGUUCAUGAACCUUCUGAGCAAACUCUGCUUGUUGAACAAAGCAAUCAUCAAUCUGCUGAAUAUGAUAUGCCCUCUGAGCACUGUGAACUGCAAAACACUGUCUAUGAGCAAAGAGAGACAAGUGUACAGUGUGAGCUCUCUGAGCGAUUUAAUUCUUGUGAGAGCUAUCCUUGUGAACAUGAAAGCACAAAUGACAAAUGCUAUGAGCCUAGCAGUUCAUUUUAUUAUGAGGAAGACAAGUCUUCUGAGUGCUCAUCCAUUGAAACAAGGUCUUUUGAAUCUUUGAUUUAUGACAGUAUAAAUUCAGACCCAUUAACUGAUUCAGCUGAAUCCUAUGAAGCAUUGGUGGAAGAAGGAGCACAGGACAAAUCCAGUUCAGAUAUAUGGGAAUCAUUUGAUAAUUGUGCAGUUGUGGUAGAAUGUGAGGAAAGCAAUGCUGAUGAAGACAAACCUCACUCGGAUGCAGUCGUUGUUGAGGAAUUCUUUGACUUAUUUGAUAAAGAGGAUACUUAUACUUUUGCCCAAAGGCGACCUUAUACCUCCUGUUUUGAAGGGGGAGGGGUGCAUGAGCUGUUUUUUGAACAACGCAAAACUCAUGUGUCCAUUAUGAAUGAGGAAGAAACACAAAUGCCCUGCGCCAAAAAAGGGCUUGAAGUUUUUAGUCAAGAAGUGGAAGAAGUUGAUGAAUCUUAUGAUACUUGUGCUGAGGAUGGACAAUUUAAUGUAGACUGUGCUGAUGAUGAGACAUCCACCUCUGGAUCCUUUGCAGAUGAGGAAUCAUGUGAAUCUUGUUUUGAAGAAGCCACAGCUUAUGAAGUUGAGUUUUAUGAAGCUUUUGUAGCAGAAGACAAUGCUAUUGAGGCUGAGGCCUAUGAGCCCUUUGUUGAGGAAGAUGAACUUUGCAUUGCUGAAAAUAAAGCUGGUGACGCUCAGGCCAAUGUACCCUUAGUUGAUGAGGACAACAAGUACGACGAACACAGUGCAGAGGAAGCAUCUCAUGGAUCCUCUUCUGAUGUGUCUUCUGUUGAAGAUGAGGAAGCAUAUGAGAGCCAAAAUGAUCAAACUUAUGAACCAUGCUUUGAAGAAGAGAAAACUUGUGAUGAAGAAUACCAGACAAUAUGCGUCGCAGAAGACGAAUUAUACAAACAAUAUGCUGAAGACAAAGCUUAUGGAUCCUAUGGGCCGUGUGAUAAAGAUUGCGAUGCAUAUGACAGUGAACAUACACAAUUUUCUACCGAAGAGGAAGAUAAUGCACUAUGCACUGAGGCCUGUGAACCAAGUGCUGAAGAGCACCAUGAAUAUCAAAGUGAAGCCAAUGAAUCUAAUGUUAAUCAAGAAGCUAAUGGAUUCUGUACUGAAGAAGACUCUCAUGAUCAGUGUAAUGAAGAAAUGGAUUAUGACAGCACUCCUGAGACACAUUUUAAAGAUGGAGUCUGCACUGAAGAGGGAAAGAAUGAUGCACCAUGUGCUGAGGAGAAUGAAUCCCCUGAAUCAUUUGAGGUUAUAACCAAAGACACUGCAUUAUGCACUGAAGGAAGCAAACCAGCUAUGCCUGAUGGUAUUGAAUUCAAUGGGGAUCAAACUGAUUCCUCCACAACCUCUUCCGAAGAGAUAGAUGAGCAAAACAAGUCAUCUGAAUUGUGUGAGCAGCUAAACACACCAUAUCUGUCUCAGAACUGGGAUGAACACAAUGGUGUAUCAGAGCAUCUCCAACGCCCAGAGUCAGAGGACCUUUCAGAGCAGGUGUCUGAGAAAACAAGCCUCCCUCUUGAUGGUGCUGAACAUAGUAAAGACUCCAUAGACCGCGAGCCACUUGCACAUCACGCCGAACAAACAGAGCCCUCUGAACAAAGUGAGCUGGAUGAGAAAAUUCAGUUGCAUGAAUUUUUUAAGAUUGUGGCCUCUGAACAACUAAGUGAGGAGUCUGAGGAGGAGCUGAGUGACGAUGAGUCCUUUGAGUCCUGUGAAUGCGAGUACUGCGUCCCACCUAGAGAACAGGUCUCGGCAAAACCUCUGCUACCUCAAAUCAAGUCACAAGACUCAGGGAAGAUCUGUGUGGUGAUUGAUUUGGAUGAAACAUUAGUGCACAGUUCAUUCAAGCCCGUGAACAAUGCUGAUUUUAUCAUUCCAGUAGAAAUUGAUGGAACAGUUCACCAGGUGUACGUGUUGAAACGACCCAAUGUGGAUGAGUAUCUCAAAAGAAUGGGGGAGUUGUUUGAGUGUGUUCUGUUCACUGCCAGUUUAUCCAAGUAUGCCGAUCCAGUCUCCGACCUGCUGGAUAAAUGGGGUGCCUUCCGACACCGUCUUUUCCGGGAGUCCUGCGUGUUCCACCAGGGAAACUAUGUUAAAGACCUGAGUCGGCUGGGCAGGGACCUCAACAAAGUCAUCAUUGUAGACAACUCCCCAGCCUCCUACAUCUUCCACCCUGAUAAUGCUGUCUCGCCCAUCUUCCACACUUAUCCCCUGGGUCCCCGUAACAUCCUGGUUUGACGACAUGGCCGACACAGAGCUACUAGAUCUCAUCCCAUUCUUCGAGAGACUAAGCAAAGUGGAAGAUGUCUACGAUAUUCUCAAGCAGCAGAGGACUGCAAGCUAGUGCGUAAUAAGACACUGGCGGCAACUUUUCACCACAUGGGGGCCAUAGAGGAAGCUGGUGGGCAACAGGCUUUAAGUUUCUUCCCACUAGAAGAACCUGCUAGUGUCUCGGUCAUUGUCAUCCUCCAAAUUCCAUUCACACAAAACGUGAUAGAGAGGCCACUCAGUUUGGCACAGAGACGGAACAAUGAGGACCUGCUUUAUGGCAAACAUUGAAAAGAAUAGUUUCAGUUAUUUUUUCACAUUCGAUGCGGUAAUCACCUCUUGGUUAUGACUUUUCGCCCUGAAGACAAGGUUAAGCCAAGCCCUUUUUCAUGGAACGGUGAUCAUUUAACCAGGCGAUAAUGUCCUUUUUGCAAACUAAUUGGUGAAUACGAUAUACAAAACAAAGGGGUUUCAUCUUGAGAUGAAGAUAACUCAACCCAUUCCCACGUUUUAAUAUAUUUUACCCAAAAUGCCUAAGUAAGGGCAUACUUAACAACAAUCAUUCAAAGAUUAUUGUUUCCUAAAAUAUCCUGCUGUACCACAAGUAUAAUGCUAAAAAAAAUAUCAUCCCCUUUUAACCGAACAUUAUAUCAUGUGUUUUUUGCAACAUGACAUACUAUUAUUGGAAAUUAUUCACUACAACAUACACACUCGUGUGUGUGUGUGUGUGUGUGUGUGUGUGUGUGUGUGUGUGUGUGUGUGUGUGUGUGUGUGUGUGUGUGUGUGUGUGUGUCAAGGAUGUAUGAUUAUGAUGAAGGAUGGACUAUGUAGCAACACACAGAAAGCAUGCAUUCAGACAAAGAGGUUUGAGUUUGGUCAGUGUAUAGUUAUGCUGUCAGUGUAUAGUUAUACUGGAAUCACAUCAGUCAAGGAUUAUGAUGACCCAUUUAUCCAUUAUAUCAGAUAAGUGUUUACACCCCGUUUGAAAUGUAUUACACGCACAAAAUACCUUAAUCAUAAUUUGUCAAUCAUUCACUUAAGUACAUUAUCAACUGAAGGGUGUGUUGUCCUUUGUCCUGGAGCCUUUUCAGGAGGAUGUAACAUUACAGAACGUUCAGAUAUAAAUGUAUCAUGUGGAACAGAUAUUAUUGUCUGUCAGAUAGAAUAUAGAAUUGUGUCAGCUCUAUUCAUUCUAUUUCUAUCUGCACCAUUCAGCGAGUUCCACCUCCCUGAAUACACCUCUGAAUAGGCAAUAGCCUACAUGUACAGUGCAUACGGAAAGUAUUCAGACUCCUUGACUUUUUCCACAUUUUGUUACGUUACUGCCUUAUUCUAUAAUUUAUUAAUUUUGAUGAUUUUUUUCCCUCAUCAAUCUACACACAAUACCGCAUAAUGACAAAGCAAAUACAGUUUUUUUUUACAUUUUUGCAAAUGUAUUAAAAAUAAAUAACAGAAGUACCUUAUUUACAUAAUUAUUCAGACCCUUUCCUAUGGGACUCGAAAUUGAGCUCAGGUGCCAGGUCUUCCAGAAGGACAACCAUCUCUGCAGCACUCCACCAAUCAAGCCUUCAUGGUAGAGUGGCCAGAUGGAAGCCACUCCUCAGUAAAAGGCACAUGACAGUGGGCUUAGAGUAUUUCAGGCCUAAUUUACAGAAUGAUGGUCAGACCUGCAAGUGCCAAUAUGGAUACCUGGUGAGAUUACUUUUGUACAGCUAUCAGUAUUUAAGUAGUUGUUUAAAAACUUUUUUUAACCAUGUUUAUUUUACCUAUGUUAAAGAUGUUAUGUUUUAUGUCGUAGAUUAUCUGAUAUUGACUAAAUAAAAUGUGCUAACUUUUAAUAAUUCUAGUACGGUGUCCAGGUUGGGAAAUGAUUUGUAAUCCAUAUGCUGGAGUUGUACAUGUGAAAUUUGGUUUUAACAAGCAAAAUGUAUGUUUCUGUACUUUCAAGUACUUGAACUAGACUUUUUUAUAUGCAAUAUCAUAUUGCAAGUCUAAUGUGGUGCUCAUUUAACCUGUACAGUCAGAUGAGUGGGUUGCCUUUUCAUAGCUCCUUGUAAUCAUGCCUUGUAACGAUCUUAAUUUUCUUCAUGACACUUCCUGACGUGUUUGCUUGUGCGUGUACGUGACUACGUCUCUGUGCAUUCGGAUCUGCGUUACCUUAAAAAUGCAAUUCGGCAAUAAUUUGACAAGAUCUACGUCUUUAAAUACCCAAAAAAUAUUUUAAUGACUAUAAUCAUUCGCUGUUUUUUUUUUACUGCAUGCAACAAGAGCUUUAACAUCCAUGUACUGUAAAGAAACUGAAACUGCUGAUAAAUUAUAAGAAAGAACUAUAAAACGAUUUGUACUUUCCCACAAUAAAGCAUGAUUUGUCAAAAGAG
This is a messenger RNA of Salmo salar (Atlantic salmon), 6034 nucleotides long. The record is from RefSeq and is a predicted model, not a curated record. NCBI's taxonomy places the organism in Eukaryota, Metazoa, Chordata, Actinopteri, Salmoniformes, Salmonidae.